Molecule: messenger RNA, 4008 nt
Organism: Puccinia triticina
Lineage: Eukaryota; Fungi; Basidiomycota; Pucciniomycetes; Pucciniales; Pucciniaceae
Exons: 6
Coding region: 1-4008 (1335 amino acids)
Molecular function (GO): protein binding
Source: RefSeq, a predicted model, not a curated record
AUGGCGACGGUCACUGCACCAGACGAGCAGCCCCCAGCACUCUCGCUCGCAACAACCACGACCAACAGCCACAGCAGCCAAUCGAUCACCGAGCCUGCCCUGCCCAUCACCCCGGAAGCACUGCUCAAGCAUGUCCGGCAGAUGAGAAUCGCAGCCAGCAGCAGGAGAACCGAGCCAACAACCACCAUCCACAGUCGAGCGGGAAGCAAUGCGAGCUCAAACUACAACGACGAACUCAGCACGCUCUGUCUCAGCUCAUCCACCAUCUCAACAUGCUCAAACGACGGCCACUCCAACCCAGCAAACGACACCCGACACCCGACACCCAGCUCGCUCACCCUCACCAUCCCCGAGCCACGCCCAGCAGCACUCGCCGAGCCGAGCAGGACGGUGGCCGAGACCCUCGACCUCUCCCACCAGCGGAUCGCCGACCUCACCCAGCCCGUCGUCGAAGAGCUGGCCGAAUACGUCGAGCGGCUCGCACUGGGCUACAACUAUCUGCCCAUCCUCCCCGACCACUUCGCCAUCCUGGGAGAAUCUCUGCGCUACCUCAACCUGCGCGGAAACCACAUGGAAAUCUUCCCCGAAGUGCUCACUCGGAUGCCCUCCUUGGAAAUAUUGGACGUCAGUCGCAACAAGAUCAAGGCUUUCCCCCGGAGACCUGGCAGCUUGGAUCGGCUCAGGGUUCUUUCAGUCUCGCGCAAUCGAAUCAAGCGUCUGCCGAACUAUGUUGCCAAUCUCACAACGCUCAGGGUGUUGAAGAUCGACCAUAACCCAGUGAUCUGGCCGCCCAAAGAGCUCGUCAGCUUCGUCGAUGCGUGCGAACGAGCGGACGAGGAUGAGGCCGAUCCGAGCCAGCGGGCCCGGGACGACCGAUCAGCUCACGUCAGAACACGAACGCCUUCCAGCGAAACCAGCGCCUCUAUGACCCAGUGGCUACGGACCUUACAGGACUGGAUGCGCAAGAAUCCCUACGUCCGGCCGGUUAAGCAAACCAGACCCUCAACCUCAGAAACCCUGGGAGACCCUUCUGAGUUUGGGGCACUACGAUCAACUCUUGACUUUGAACGAAGUUUCCACAACUUCAAAGGCGCCCAGUCGCCCGACAUCUCGCCGGUGAUGACCUUGAGUAGUGGAGGACCGGGGACGUCGCCGGUGACGAACCCGGUCCAACAAAGUUCGCGCUCAACAAAGGCGUACGACCACAUGGUCCAACACAACCGGAAUGCGUCGUCGAGUUCGAGCACCCAAUGGGUGCGAAAGCGGCCGGAGCUCCGGCUGAAGAAGUCGCUGCCGGACCUGCGCCGGAACCACGCCGAAAUCAUGGUCGAACGGAGUGCGGAUGUGGAGCGGGCAUACUUCGGGCUCAACCGCUCAGCCCACAUGCUCCCGUCGCAACCGAACUCGGGCUCCUCGGUGACCUUCUCGCUGAACUCGCCCGGCCUGGUCGACCGGGGGCCGCGCUCGGCGAUGGCCCUCUCCAGCGGAACCUCGACCCCCGGCCUGACAACCAACAACAACAACAACCCGCCGCCGUCGAGCUCGCAAGUCAGCUUCAAUCACUCCGACUUGGUCAGCGGCCGCUCUGGGGGCGGCUCUCAGAUCCGGAGGAUCAAGAUCGGCGCCUCGGCCGACGAAGACUCGCUGUCAGGUGACCGGAACAGCGGCGCAUACUUCCGCCGGCUUUCGAUGCUCCCGGCCUCGACGAUCUCCAAGCAGGUGCCCACCCCGCUCCUGCAACUCAUCGACGGCAUCCGGGGGAUCCUCUUCAGCCUCUCCCAGAUCUAUGCCGCCCUCAAACAGUUUGUGAUGUUUGCGACCCAGGACCGGCUGCCGGGGGCGCUGUCGCGGAUGACGAGUGCGGCCGACGACUCGAUGGGCAAGCUGAUCAACGCGCUCGACCGCUUCGACUCCUCCACCAGGCGGGCCCAGCCCGAGCUCGAGGUCGUCCAACAGGUCUUCAAGUCGUGCCGCGACAACGUCAUCGUCUUCGGCAAGCUCGUCAACGUGCUCAGCAUCCAGCUCAAAGUGCUCACGGCCUCCGCCGACGUCCGAUACUCUCGCACGCUCCUCUUGAGCUUGUACGGCGCCACCGCCGAAAUCGCCAUGUCCUGGCAGACCAUCACCCCCCUCGUCGACGAUGUGAUCAGUCUGCCCAGCCUGCGCAAAUCAAAGCCUCCGCCUCCGCCGCCCCCUCUACACGAAUCCAAUGAAGAGAGCUCGCCAUCCAGCGACUUCCAAAAAGCCUCUUCUGCAUCCGAGCUUCGCCGGAAGAUAUCCCGGGAUACGAUGAUGGAGCCAGACCAGCAUGAGUCUAGCACCUCCAAGACGAUCCUCAACUGCUCCUCCUCCUCAGCCGCCCCGACGCCGACCAACCACAUCUUGCCCAGCGCGACCGGCCAAACCAGCACCAAGGGCCGCCGCCAUGCGGGCUCGUUUAUCGCCGAGGACGUCCAGCUGGGCGCAUACAUCUCCGCCGGCCCGCCCCCGCUGCCCAUGCCCUCCUACGCCUCCUUCCCGCCCUCGCCCUCACCCCCCAACGACGCCUUUGGAGCAAAGAGCAACUCCGCCUUCUCCGACGAGCCCCGCCGGAUGCAACGCGCACAGAUCGACCCCCUCGCUCUCGGCCCGCCGUCCCUCGAUCCCUCCUCCAAGGACGUCUUAUAUCCCUCCCUCCACUCGCCCAGCCUUCCACGGAGCCCCGCGCUCACCUCCAUCGCCAGUCUUUCCUCCUCCGGCCCCUCCCCAUUCGUCUCCGACCCCACCACCACCACCUCUUCUUCUUCUUCCCUCCUCGACAACGACCUCCCUCGUCCUCUGCCACCAACAGCGAAAUCCACGCCGACCUCGAUCGUCGAUAUCCCCGAGCGAACGACCUCGAGACUCCAUCAUCCCCGCUUCGACGGCUCCCUCUCGCGCACCGACCAAGAUUUUCUGGACAUGACCGAGGCUACUAUCGAUAUCGCGCUCUCAGUCACCAGUCUCAUGCUCGAAACCCUCCGCCAAUCGUCCCUCACCUCUGCCGACACCCUCGACCCUUCCUCUUCUAAAUCUGAAGCGGGUCCUUCGUCGACGUCGACCGCAUCGGUCUCCGGGAGGAAAGAGCGGAAAAAUACAUCGGCUGGCGUCGCCCUGUCUAAGCCUGCUGAGCUCAAGGAGCUCUGCGAGGCCGAGAUCGAGGUCAUUCGUAGACUUCGGGCUAGUCUGGCCGCCUUCUGGGCCGCCCGCGCCGCCGCCGCAUCCUCCUCCGCCCCCGCGCUACGCCCCCACCAUCAUCCGCACGACCCGCACAACCAGCCAUCCAAAGACGCCACGUCCAUCGCCUCGUCGUCCUCCUCUUCCCUUGCAUCCUUCGCGUCCUCCUCGUCGUCGUCUAAUUGCUCGACGGCAAGCGCUUUCGGGUCCUCUGUUACUGCUACUUCGCCGGACUUUGGGGGGUCGAACUCGUCGCUUGGCCACCACCACCACCAACACCAUCAUCCUCACCAGCAACAGUACAACCAACAGUACCAGCAGCAGCAGCACUACCAACAACACCACCCGCAGCAGCAGCAGCUUUACCACCACCAGCAGCAGUAUCAACAGCAGUACCAAGGCGGAGACAGCGGCCUAGCCGCCGGCUCCCUCGAGUCGCGCAAAGUCUUCGACGACGCCACCGCCUUCGUCCGUGCGGUCAUCCAGACCGCCAAUCUGGCGAGGUCGACUAUGCUCGAGUACCCGCUGUCGAAAUCCAUCCGCGAAGGCCUCGGCGAACUGACUAAGGCGACCAAGGAACUCGCCACCCUGCUUGCGGUCAGUUCGUUUAAGCCUGGCACAACAGCGUCCAGCUCGAGCUCGUCUGUCAACAUCUCUAGUGGGUUCCAUGGGCUCGGCACGGGCACCCCGACGGUCGCCGCGUUCCCGGCGCCCAAUCCGGCGCAUGAGCCCGCUGGCAAUCCUGGGCCUUCCGGAAACACUGGCACUGGGGCGGCCGGGUCGGCUUCGCUUGACGCUUACCAAUUCCAUUGA